CCACAUUGGCGGUGUCCUGCGCGGUGGGAGCGCACGCAGCGGAUCGCCAUCAGUCAUUCAGCACCUUGACACCGCCCGUGAUUGACAGCCGGAGUGGCAAAAAGCCAUGGGAGCCGGGAGCGGGGCGUGAGGGGCACCGCGCGCCUCGGGAACGGAUAUUUGCGUUCGCCCCGCCGCUGUCUUGGAAACGAGAGGGGGAGAGAGGGAGAGAGGGAGAGAGGCGGGCAGGGAGGAAGGAGAGAAAGAAAGAGAGGAAAAAAGAAGGAAGGAGGCAGAGCUGAUUUUUUUUUUUUUUGGUAAUUUUUGAAUUUUUUUUCAUCAUUAUUAUCAUUAUUAUUAUUAUUAUUUUUCCUCCUCUUUUUUUUUUUUUUCCUUCUUCUUCUUCUUCUUCUUUUUUUUUUUUUUUUUUUUUUUUUUUUUAAUGCUGAGUUACCGCACCGCUCCGCUGAGCCCCGGCGAGCCGAAGACGUCCCCCGGCGGCUUUCCUGGCUGGCGACGCUGAGGGAUUUUUGCAUUUUUGGGGAGAGGGGGGGACCGCGCGGCUCUUUCCUUUCACGCUGGCCUCACGGAGGAUUUAUUAGAAGUUGAAGUAGAAAGGGAGCGAGCAGGCCGAUGGCGCAAAGGUACGACGAGCUGCCCCACUACGGCGGCAUGGAGGGGGUGGGCAUCCCCACCACCAUGUACGGGGACCCGCACGGCGCCCGCCCCAUGCAGCCCGUGCACCACCUGAACCACGGGCCGCCGCUCCACUCGCACCAGUACCCGCACGCCGCCCACGCCAACGCCAUGCCCCCCGCCAUGGGCGCCUCGGUCAACGAUGCCCUCAAGAGAGAUAAAGAUGCCAUCUACGGACACCCCCUGUUCCCUCUUUUAGCACUGAUUUUUGAGAAAUGUGAAUUAGCCACAUGCACGCCCAGGGAGCCCGGGGUAGCGGGAGGCGAUGUUUGCUCCUCCGAGUCUUUCAAUGAAGACAUAGCAGUGUUCGCCAAACAGAUCCGAGCAGAGAAACCCCUCUUUUCCUCUAAUCCCGAACUGGAUAACUUGAUGAUCCAAGCCAUACAAGUAUUAAGGUUUCAUCUGUUGGAAUUAGAGAAGGUACACGAAUUAUGUGACAAUUUCUGCCACCGGUAUAUUAGCUGUUUGAAAGGAAAAAUGCCUAUCGAUUUGGUCAUAGACGAUAGAGAGGGCGGAUCAAAAUCGGACAGCGAGGACAUAACGCGGUCGGCAAACCUCACCGAUCAGCCCUCCUGGAACAGAGACCACGACGACACGGCAUCAACGCGCUCCGGGGGAACCCCCGGGCCCUCCAGUGGGGGACACACAUCACACAGUGGGGACAACAGCAGUGAGCAAGGUGACGGCUUGGACAACAGUGUAGCUUCCCCCAGCACAGGUGAUGAUGAUGAUCCAGAUAAGGACAAAAAGCGACAUAAAAAGCGUGGCAUCUUUCCCAAAGUAGCCACAAAUAUCAUGAGGGCAUGGCUGUUCCAGCAUCUAACACACCCUUACCCUUCAGAAGAACAGAAAAAGCAGUUGGCACAAGACACAGGGCUCACUAUACUUCAAGUGAACAAUUGGUUUAUUAAUGCUAGAAGAAGAAUAGUUCAGCCCAUGAUAGACCAGUCCAAUCGAGCAGUAAGCCAAGGGACGCCCUACAACCCCGACGGGCAGCCAAUGGGAGGCUUCGUGAUGGAUGGCCAGCAGCACAUGGGCAUCCGAGCGCCAGGGCUGCAAAGUGUGCCAGGGGAUUAUGUGUCUCGGGGUAGUCCAAUGGGUAUGAACAUGGGACAGCCAAGCUAUACCCCGCCCCAGAUGCCCCCCCAUCCCGCUCAGCUGCGUCACGGCCCCCCCAUGCAUACCUACAUUCCUGGACACCCUCACCACCCAGCGAUGAUGAUGCAUGGAGGACCACCCCACCCCGGAAUGCCCAUGUCAGCAUCCAGCCCCACAAUGCUUCAUCCCGGCGAGCCGGCGGCGAGCGGACAAGUGAUGGACAUUCAUGCUCAGUAGCUUAAGGGAACGAAUGCGCGCUGUCCGCAGAGAUGGCAGAUUUCAAACAUUGUCUUUCUGCAAUGACUAUGGAGUUCCAUUCUUGGCGUCGACUUUGGACCAAGGGACGUUCCUAUUCGUCACAGGGACCCUGACAAGCAGGAAAACACCGACUGAAGUCAACUUCUGGGGACAUGCUAAAUACCUAUAUAAGACAUUAAGAGAACAAAGAGUGAAAUAUUGUAAAAUGCUAUUAUACUGUUAUCCAUAUUACGUUGUUUCUUAUAGAUUUUUUAAAAAAAAAUGUGAAAUUUUUCCACACUAUGUGUGUUGUUUCCAUAGCUCUUCACUUCCUCCAGAAGCCUCCUUACAUUGAAAAGAAGCCUUACACUCAUCCUGCAAAUGACAGAAAGGGCUUAUUUGCAGGAUUUUUAGAGCAUUAAAAUAACUAUGUCAGGCAGAAGAAUCUUUCUUCUAUCCUAGGAUUUCAGCCAUGCACACUCUCUCUCUCUCCUCCUCCUCUCUCUCCCCCUUUCUUCCCUUUCUCUCCCUUUCUCUCCGUCUCUCUCUCUCUCUUUCUAGCCCGGGGCGUGAAUUUGCAUGUCUAAUUCAUUUACUCACCAUAUUUGAAUUGGCCUGAACAGAUGUAAAUCGGGAAGGAUGGGAAAAACUGCAGUCAUCAACAAUGAUUAAUCAGCUGUUGCAGGCAGUGUCUUAAGGAGACUGGUAGGAGGAAGCAUGGAAACGGAAAGGCAGUGUAUCUGAAGCCUAAUUGUCACAUCAGAGCAUCGUUGUCCCCAUGCAGCAACCACCACCUUGUACAUCACUUCCUGUUUUAUGCAGCUCGAAACAUGGACUGAAGAUUUAUUUUUAAUAUGUUGACUUUCUUUCUGGGCAAAGCAUCAGUCAUGUGUGCAUUUUUCCAUAGUCCCAUCAUGGAGCAUUUAUGUAUACAUUGUAAAUAAAUUUUGUGCAAAAAGGACUGGAAAAAUGAUCUGUAUUAUUGCAAUUUUUUUGUAAAAGUAGCAGUUUGGUAUGAGUUGGCAUGCAUACAGAUUUACUAAGUGGGAUAAGCUAAUUAUACUUUUGUUGUGGUUAAACAAAUGCUUGUUGAUAGCCUUUUUCUAUCAAGAAACCAAGGAGCUAAUUAUUAUUAAUAAUAAUCAUUGCACACUGAGUCUUAGAGUUUCUGAUUGAAACAGUUUGGAUUGUAUAAUAACUCAAAGCCCAGUUGUAGUAGUUUGAGUGCAGUAAUGAAAUCUGAAUCUAAAAUAAAAACAAAUUAUUUUUUGUCA
Molecule: messenger RNA, 3284 nt
Organism: Gallus gallus (chicken)
Lineage: Eukaryota; Metazoa; Chordata; Aves; Galliformes; Phasianidae
Gene: MEIS1
Product: Meis homeobox 1
Exons: 12
Coding region: 613-2010 (465 amino acids)
Biological process (GO): positive regulation of cell population proliferation; hemopoiesis; positive regulation of transcription by RNA polymerase II
Molecular function (GO): DNA-binding transcription activator activity, RNA polymerase II-specific; RNA polymerase II cis-regulatory region sequence-specific DNA binding
Source: RefSeq, a predicted model, not a curated record